Trichoderma asperellum CBS 433.97 is the source of this 508-nucleotide messenger RNA. RefSeq lists its product as uncharacterized. Lineage: Eukaryota; Fungi; Ascomycota; Sordariomycetes; Hypocreales; Hypocreaceae. The record is from RefSeq and is a predicted model, not a curated record.
GUAUAGCGCUGCCUGCCUUUGAGUUGAAUUCAUUUCAUAAGUCAUUAACAACAAAGUUCUCUUUGACAACUUAUAUCAUCAAAUAAGUAACGCCUAUUCAUAAGAAACCUAUCUAUCCAUUCUCUAAAAUGAAGUUCACUCUUGCUCUUGCCACCUUUGUUGCCGCCGUCUACGGCCAAACCGUUGGCGACAUUCCUUCAUGCGCUAUUCCUUGUCUCGACGCUGCGAUUACAAAAGAUACAAACUGCGCAACUACUGAUUAUGCAUGCGCCUGCAAAUCUUUCAAUGCCAUUGAGACGGACGCCACUGCAUGCGUUGUCGCCGCUUGCGGCGCCGAUGUUGCUAUCAACCAAGUUCUCCCUGCCGUUCAGGCUCUCUGCGCCGCACAGUAAAAGUUUACGGGCGAAUAUCGGAAGCGAAGGUUAAAAGCUGGACGCUUGAUGUAUAUAACAGAAUUAAAUGGCUGAAUAAUAUAUACAAUUAGUCAACUUCGGUUAUAUUGUUCCCC